Molecule: messenger RNA, 5518 nt
Organism: Lonchura striata (white-rumped munia)
Lineage: Eukaryota; Metazoa; Chordata; Aves; Passeriformes; Estrildidae
Gene: KMT5B
Product: lysine methyltransferase 5B
Cellular component (GO): nucleus
Molecular function (GO): protein binding; histone H4K20 methyltransferase activity
Source: RefSeq, a predicted model, not a curated record
UCCAGCAGCUCAGCGUCUGGGUCGGUGGUUUUAGUGACCCUCUCGGUUUGAUGGAAUGGCCGGACUAGUUGCCUUGGGGUGUUUUUUUGGUGUGAUUUUUGGGUUAGAGUUGGUUUUUGUGAUUUUUCAUCGGGGGAUACAUGCCAUUAGGGAAGGAGUAAAAGGCACGUAUUUGUCCAACAUCUGUAUGUGAAACUUUAAAGUGAAGUUACCUUAGACGUUACUCUCGGAAACGCGAAAACCGGUGAGUGAGAGGGAGAGUGCGUGGUGUUUUGUCAGGGUGUGUCACAGGCAGUGAGAACCUGAAGUGUAGAACUUUGUGGAGUUUCUGGUGCGUUAAAUUCAACACGUCUCAGGAGAAGACGAUAAUCUUAAAUUGUGCCGGGUGAGGUUUAGGUUGGACAUCGAGAAGAAUUUCUUCACAGAAGGGGUGAUUAGACAUUGGAAUGGGCUGCUCAGGGAGGUGGUGGAGUCACCGUCCCUGGAGGUGUUUAAGGAAAGAAUUGGACAUGAUAAUUAGUGCCGUGGACUAGUUGAAAGGGUGGUGUUUAGUCACAGAUUGGACUCGAUGUUCUCAGAGGUCUUUCUCAACCUGUUUGAUUCUGUGAUACGAGAUGGCAAGAUGAUCAGUGUUCCUUAAUGUAGCUAUAAAUACCUACUGGCAGGUUUUUAUCAAUGAGGAUAAAAUGUAUUGUAGCAUAAAUUCUCAUGGAGCCAUGCCUUGUUUCCAUGAUCUGACCAUUAUAACUACAUAUGCAGCUGCUUCAAUUUUCUUAAUACUGAACUUUUCUCUUCAGUUCUCUGCUUUCUUCCUUGCAAGUAACAAUAUGGGAGGAAAUCAAGGCUUACUUGGUUGAAAACUUGGAUGUUACUGUUUCUUUAUCAGGCUGUUUUCUUAUUAGCACCAGAUAGACACAGACAUCUCUGCUUUAUACCCACUGGAGCUCACAAACUGGAAAUUCAGACUUAUUUAAAGCAAUAGCUUAAUGUAUUGCAUAUAAAAUGAAUGAGUGGGAUGAUGAAUCCUUGUAUACUCAGUAACAGGACAGAUUAGGGCUCUUGAAUGCUUUUUCUGCUCUGUUAGCACUAUCCUAUUCCAGGACUACACUUCCCAGUAUGCUCUUCACUGCACACAGCACAUGCUUAAGGCCCAAGUCUGUUGCCCAAGUCAGCAUGGUACGUGUGAGGUGUGAUGCCCUUGUGCCAAAGCAGAGCUGUGGUUUGAAGAUGCAAAGAAGUCCCAGCUUAAGUACUUAAGUACCCCUGACCCUGUGUGUUCCCCCUGCCCCAGAACAUCCACUCUUGUUUCAAGCCAGGCUCAGAUUUGUCUGGUGACUCCCCUGAUUCAGUGACCGAAUUAUUCGGGUCACUUUGCUCUGCAUUUGUUUUGUUGGCACAGAGGGAAGAUGCAUGGAUGAGCGCAUAAGCAGUUGUGGGGGCAGAAACACUACUUUUGGAGUUACACUGGUUUGGAGUCUUCAUUGGACUGUUUGACCCAGCAUGGUGGGGCUGCCCCAAACUGAACCUGUGACUUGGAACUGAAUUUAUUCAUCCACUUCUCCAAGCCUUUUGAAAAGUGACUAAAUGCAACUGAGUCAGAUUGUCUGUGGGUAUGAAGUGGCUGGGAGAAUCCAAGAACAUGGUAGUGAAUGGCCGGAGAAGUGGAAGCAAGUCAUCUAAUGACCACGCACAGACCAAAUUGCAGCAUGCAGGAAAGGAGAAUCCAAAGACGGGCAAAAAUGGAGUUGAGAGAAGAUCAAGCAGAUGUAGUGGUGCUUCAGGAUUUGAGGGACAAAGUCGUUAUGUGCCUUCCUCUGGAAUGUCUGCCAAGGAACUCUGUGAAAAUGAUGACCUAGCAACUAGUUUGGUUCUUGAUCCCUAUUUAGGUUUUCAGACACACAAAAUGAAUACUAGAUUUCGACCUAUUAAAGGAAGGCAAGAAGAACUCAAAGAGGUGAUUGAACGUUUUAAGAAAGAUGAGCACUUAGAAAAAGCCUUCAAGUCCUUGACGUCAGGUGACUGGGCCCGGCACUAUUUUCUUAACAAGAACAAAAUGCAGGAAAGGUUGUUCAAGGAACAUGUAUUUAUUUAUUUACGAAUGUUUGCAACUGACAGUGGGUUUGAGAUACUGCCUUGUAAUCGGUAUUCUUCUGAGCAAAAUGGAGCCAAAAUUGUUGCAACAAAAGAAUGGAAACGAAAUGAUAAAAUAGAAUUACUUGUGGGCUGUAUUGCUGAACUAUCAGAAAUGGAAGAAAACAUGCUGCUGAGACAUGGGGAAAAUGAUUUCAGUGUCAUGUAUUCCACACGAAAAAACUGUGCACAACUAUGGCUUGGUCCUGCUGCAUUUAUCAAUCAUGAUUGCAGACCUAACUGUAAGUUCGUAUCAACAGGCAGAGAUACAGCAUGUGUGAAAGCUCUAAGAGAUAUUGAACCUGGAGAAGAAAUCUCUUGUUACUACGGAGAUGGGUUUUUUGGAGAAAAUAAUGAAUACUGCGAAUGUUACACCUGUGAAAGACGUGGAACUGGUGCUUUUAAAUCAAGAGUGGGAUUGCCAGCACCUACUCCUGUGAUUAACAGUAAAUAUGGACUGAGAGAAACAGACAAACGAUUGAACAGACUUAAAAAGUUGGGUGACAGCAGCAAGAAUUCAGAUAGCCAGUCCGUCAGUUCUAACACUGAUGCAGAUACCACUCAGGAAAAAGGUAAUGCAACUAACAGAAAAUCUUCAAUUGGUGUAAAAAAGAACAGCAAAAAUAGAACAUUAACCAGACAGUCUAUAUCAAGAAUUCCAGCAUCAUCAAACUCUACCUCAUCUAAACUAACUCAUAUAAAUAAUUCCAGGGUACCAAAGAGACUGAAAAAGCCUGCAAAGCCUUUACUUUCAAAGAUAAAGUUGAGAAAUCAGUGCAAAAGGCCAGAGCAAAAGAAUGCUUCUCGAAAGCUUGAAGUGGGAAAUUUAGUUCUCAAAGAGCCUAAAGUAGUUUUGUAUAAAAACUUGCCCAUUAAAAAGGAUAAAGAAUUGGAGGGACCAGUCAAAGUUGCAGUCUCUAGCGGAUGCUUAACGAGGCAUGCAGCAAGAGAACAUAAACUGAAUUCUGUGAAAGGUGCUUAUGAGCAUGGUGGUAUUGCACCCUGCACAUACAUCACGAGGAGGUCCAUGAGAACAAGGAUGAGUUUGAAGGAGACCUCUGACACAAAGCUUGAACCAAAUACAUUGGAUAGCUAUCAGAGUAACUUGACUGGAACACAAUCGGACAUUGCAGAGCAGCAGUCUCGUGCACUAAACAACAGCAAUGUGGCUCAUGGACCAUCACAUAAAGGAGAGGGUCGGUGCCAGAAAAGUGAUGCAGGCACAUCAAAAAAGAAAUCUCGACAAGGAAAGCUUGUGAAACCAUCUUCAAAGACAGAGGAAAAUGAUACUAUGCACAACACGCCUGUGAAGGAUGAAGUACCAGAUCUGAUUAGUUCUCAUUCAGAACUUGAAGAGAGGAAUAAUGUGGUGGACACACCUGUUGGCUUUAAAGACUGUGUCCCUGGAUCUGGUGGCUGCUCUGUAACAACUGACAAUUUUAAAGCAAAAGACAGCUUUAGAACUGCAAAAAGUAAAAAGAAAAGACGAAUCACGAGGUAUGAUGCACAACUUAUCCUUGAAAAUAGCUCUGGGAUCCCUAAACUGACUCUUCGUAGGCGCCAUGAUAGCAGUAGCAAGGCAAAUGAUCAAGAGAGCGAUGGAAUGAAUUCUUCAAAAAUAAGCAUAAAAUUAAGUAAAGACCAUGAAAAAGAUAAUAAUUUAUAUGUAGCAAAGCUAAAUAAUGGGUUUAACUCAGGAUCAGGCAAUAGUUCAACAAAACUAAAAAUACAGCUAAAACGAGAGGACGAAAACAGAGGUGCAUAUCCGGAGGACCUUCAUGAAAAUGGUGUGUGUUGUAGUGAAACUCUCUCCCUUUUGGAGUCAAGAAUGGAAGUAGAUGAUUAUGGUCACUAUGAAGAGGAAACAGCAGAUGAAUCUUCAUCAGAAGAGGAUGAUGAAGAGGAAGAUGACUAUGAUGAUGAAUUUGAUGACUUUAUUCCUCUUCCUCCAGCGAAGAGAUUAAGGCUUAUUGUUGGCAAGGAUUCAAUAGAUAUUGAUAUUUCUUCCAGGAGGAGAGAAGAUCAGUCUUUAAGGCUCAAUGCAUAAGCUUAUAGGUCUUAAACUGACCUGUAUGUUGUUUCUAAAAAAAAAAAAAAUAAUUAAAAAAAAAUAAUAGAAAACCCAACAAAAAUUCCAUUUGAUUAUUCCUCAACUAAAGAACUUUCUGAAAAACUUAGUGGCAGCACUUCUUUAUUCACUUAUCAGCGUAAUAUUGUAGAAAGUGUACAGCAUACUGACUCUUCUUAAGUCUGAUUUGUGCAGAUUUUUAUUGUACUUUUUAAUAGCCUUCUUAUGUGCAAUUCCAAGUUAGAGGUAAUGCUCUGUUGUAAAAUAAAGGCUCAAGCAAAGUUACGAAAUUGCAUCAGAUCUUUCCAUGCAGGACAAUGAGAAUACAGUGUGGCUACAGAGUUAUUUUUGAUCAGUAGGAGCGUUAGUUUGCUCUUACCAUAUUUGACUAAACAAUUUACAAAAUCAUAGUAGCAGCAUAUUAAGGUUUUCUAGUAUAUGUUAACAUCACCAGCAAUGAUCUACAGCUUUCCAAUUUAUUUGCUAGAUGGUUUUUCCCCCUUGGAGUUUGUCAGUUUUAACACUGUAUGCUGUCCCAGACGUACUGUUUGUGGCCUUUGUUAUAGUAGCAAACCGUUGGUUGGAAGUCAAAUUUAUUUCUUUAAAAAAAGAGAAAAAAAUAUGAAAAGGUGUUGACAAUUUGCUGACUUUUUAGUACAUUAUAUGUACAAGGGUAGCAGUAUGCAGAAUAAAGUUUGGAUAUGGUGUAUUUAUUGCUUGUUACGUAAAUUAAACACCUUGUAUUUAACACUUUUCAAUACUUUUAGAUAAAAUUGUUCUUUGCAAGAAUGAUUGGUGCUUAUUUUUUCAAGAAUUUGCUGUGAAAUAAUGUGAUUACGACGGGCAACAUUUAUCCAAUGAACUGCAGCUAUCCUAAAUUGGUUCUUCAUAUUUUUCUGUUGCACUUGUAAAAUGCUACAAGGAAUUUAAAGAAAAAUCUAUUCACUUUAACUUAUGAUAGUUUUAUCAAAUUAAAAACAACUAAGUCACAGCUUUUGUUCUGUGGUAACCUAAGAAUUGUUUGUCUUUUAAGAACCAGUUGUAAAAGAAUGAAAAAAUAUGUAUAUGUUGUAAAUAUUUGUGUGUUGUGAGAAAUUUUGUCAUAAGAAAUUGAGAUAACUUGCCAGAAAGGUUUUUAAGUUUAGAAAUACAUCCAUGCCAAUAAAAUAGGAAACUGUAAACCUAGUUUUAAACUCUGCAUCAGUUGGAGUUCUUCGCUCAUACAUAAUUCACUUAAUACUUCAGAGUCUGCUUUAUAACAAUGAAGAGCAUCAGGGCGAUCUUUGGCUCUUUGGUUUUUAAUAAAAGAAUGCUAGGAAA